Myotis lucifugus (little brown bat) is the source of this 2155-nucleotide messenger RNA. It is a transcript of the gene INSYN2B, whose product is annotated as family with sequence similarity 196 member B. The transcript is spliced from 3 exons. The record is from RefSeq and is a predicted model, not a curated record. Gene Ontology annotation, cellular component: postsynaptic density. Lineage: Eukaryota; Metazoa; Chordata; Mammalia; Chiroptera; Vespertilionidae. Bases 1 to 1599 code for a protein of 532 amino acids. Gene Ontology annotation, biological process: inhibitory postsynaptic potential.
AUGGCCCAGCAAAAUACGAAAAUGCGCCCGGUGCUUCUGAAGCGGAACAGCCUGGAGUCGGUGGCGUUGGCGAAGCAGCCGCACCACCGCCGCAGCAAGUCUCAGCAGGUGCGGUUCAAGGAAGAUGGGACCGGCAAGCCCCCGCCCGGCCUGGCUGGGGUCGACGUCCACACGACCGAGGACCCGGCUGUGAUGGGCAAGACCCAAGCCCCCAGACACCACCCCCUCCCCGCCUACUCCCUUUCCUUCCCCAGGUCCCAGAAGGCAGGGGGCCUCCGGAACAUGGCGAUCCAAACCUCCCCCAGUCUCAGGAAGCAUUUCCCGAUCUUCAAGAGGAAGAGACUCACAGCCAGUAAGUCCCUGGUGGAAAUGCCAGCAGCAUUCCAAAGUGCCAUCCAGGUCAACGGCAACCUCUCGGAACAGGACGCGGUGGCUUCCGACCUCGCCUGCUUGCGGCUGGCUCAGCAUCUGGAGGACGGGCCUCGAAGGGUCCAGGUGUCCCACCCGUUUCUCCCUCGAAUGUCCAAGAUGCAGAGCAACGGGCCGGUGAGCAUAUGCCUGGAAGCAGGAGCUGGGAGAGCCUCAGAGAAAGCAACUGCUGCCAUUCAGGUCCCAGAGGAUAUCUAUCACAGCCCGGCCUGGGCGACUGGGGAGCCCGCUCUCAGUCAAGACAGGUCCGCGGAGAUAAGCAACUCCGUCCACCCAUUGGUGGACCCGUGUCCAGGUGAUGGACGAAGAGUGCUGCCGUCAGAUUCAGAGAGACCCCCCUCCUGCUGGAACGCCACCAGCGGUGCCAACCCCAUGCCAGGCACAGGGAAACUUAAACCUGAAUUGCUUUUGCCCAAAGACAACUCUGGUGACACAGACUUUGGCCCACUGUCAUCGCUGUCAAAGGAAGCCUGUGUCCCCUCGCCUCCACGGACUCACAGCUCCCCCUCGCCAGGCUCCCACGGACAGCCAGCCCAUCCAGGAGGGGCUUCGGACUGUUCGUCAUGGAGCAGCCAUCACCAGGACCCGCCGCCACCCAAACCUAACCACCCAUCCAGACCUGCCCCUGCGUGUCAGGAGCGGACCGCAAGGAACCCCACCCAGUCGGACACGCUGGAGUUUCGAAACUGUCCAGGAAACGAUCACCUCCCGUCCUCUCGUCCAAGGAGGGAGACCAAACUUCAGAGCAACAGGGAGCUUAACCAGAUCCACCUGGCCCGGGGCGAGCUCUGCGACCUCCAAGGCCGGCUGCAGUCCGUGGAGGAGUCCCUGCACUCGAACCAAGAGAAAAUUAAAGUCCUUCUGAAUGUAAUUCAAGACUUGGAGAAAGCUCGGGCUCUCACAGAAGGGCGCAACUUUUAUCGAACCGGCCAAGAUCUCAACAAUUGCAGCACCUGCCAGAACACGGCGUGCAUCAUAUACAGUGUAGAAUAUGAUUUUCGGCAGCAGGAAGGCAGGUUCCAUGAAGUUCUACAGAGUCUGGAGGAAGCAGAACCAGUUGAGGAGCCAUGUCCCCCACCAAAGUCCACAGCAGAACCCCCUGUUCCUGAGAAACAGGACUUAAGGCGGAAAACCAAGAAGGUGAAGAAGAAAUGCUUCUGGUGGAUCUGAGCUUGUUGGGACCAUGCACUCUGCCCUUCCCCAAGACCUCCCUGAGAUGGGGACCACUGCCCUCAGGUCUCUGCUUCUUAGCAAAGGCCCCGGACCGAGAGCCACUCAACCUGUGAAACCGGAAAGACUCGGGGCUGGUUUAGCUGCUGCGGGACCCCUGACCACCAACCUCACCUGAAUGAGUGCCACUGUUUGCUGAGGGCUUCACGGACCCUAGAGUGACCACUUGCCUAGUUCCCCAUCACACACGACUAGGCCACAAUCCUGGUUUGCGAGUCUAGGUUCCCACCCUGAACAAAGUCCCCAUUGACUCGCCAACAACUCUAUGAUGCUAAGCACUUCCUUCUCAUCCUUGGUUUGUCAUCCGAAAAAAAAAAAAAAGAAAUGUUAUGUAGAGCAGGAAGUUAGAGGAGAGCUAGAAACUGAUACAACAGGAAAGAUCAGUUACAUACACUGGCCGUUUUCUAAGAUAUUGGCGUACAUAGCGUGACAGAAAUGCGCAGGGCAGAAAUGCAAGAGCGCCUGGUGGGCUGGGUCAUUUUCAUUUUAAAAUAGC